Messenger RNA from Oppia nitens, 735 nucleotides. RefSeq names its product 40S ribosomal protein S9 (gene RpS9). Gene Ontology annotation, biological process: positive regulation of translational fidelity; translation. The record is from RefSeq and is a predicted model, not a curated record. Bases 94 to 675 code for a protein of 193 amino acids. Gene Ontology annotation, cellular component: cytosolic small ribosomal subunit. NCBI's taxonomy places the organism in Eukaryota, Metazoa, Arthropoda, Arachnida, Sarcoptiformes, Oppiidae. Gene Ontology annotation, molecular function: structural constituent of ribosome; rRNA binding. The transcript has 2 exons.
ACUAACGUUAUUGUUGUGCGAGUAAUGUAAACCCCGAUUGACAUCCCUUUCCGUUUGUUGUGUUAUAACUCGUGGACCGAAAUUGUGUAAACCAUGGGUCGUGUGCCGACUGUCAACAGUAAGACAUAUGUGACGCCCAGACGUCCCUUUGAAAAGGAAAGAUUGGAUCAGGAGUUGAAACUGAUCGGCGAGUUUGGCCUAAGAAAUAAGCGCGAGGUCUGGCGUGUCAAGUAUACGUUGGCCAAAAUCCGAAAGGCCGCCCGAGAUUUGCUGACACUGGACGAGAAGGACAGCCGCCGACUGUUUGAAGGCAAUGCAUUGCUUAGACGAUUGGUCCGCAUCGGUGUCCUAAACGAAGGCAAAAUGAAACUCGAUUACGUCUUAGGUCUUCGUAUUGAAGACUUUCUCGAGCGACGAUUGCAAACACAAGUGUUUAAACACGGUUUGGCUAAGAGUAUACAUCACGCCCGAGUGUUGAUCAGACAGCGACACAUCCGAGUCCGCAAACAAGUAGUAAACAUACCGUCGUUUGUUGUUCGUCUGGAUUCCGAAAAGCAUAUCGACUUUUCGCUUAAGUCGCCAUUCGGUGGCGGACGUCCCGGACGUGUCAAGAGGAAGAACAUGAGGAAAGCUCAGGGCGGCGGCGGUGGUGCUGAAGAAGAGGAAGAAGAUUAAAUAUAACAGCCAUUCAAUCAAACGCCCGAUUGAAUAUCCAUUUUCAAACUUUUUGUGGUU